AUUCAGUCAAAUCGUCAAAAACUUAUAACGGUAUAUUGAAUUGUUUUAAAUAAAGCGUUUACUACAAUUUUUAGAGGAAUGUUUAGAUACACGCGUAUUGUAUUUUAAGUAGAGCCAAUCUGGACCGGAUAUCCAUUUGGGGAGUGAGAAGAAGAAGAAGAAUACAAAAGUUUACUAUAUUGCUGUUAAUUAAUUUUCUAAACUCGCUAAAAAUUUCCACGUAUGACUAUGUAUUCACCUUUGUCGCCUCAAGUUAGUCUCAGUUCGGAAUUGAGACAAAUAAUAAAUGAAAGGAAUAUGUUAAGUAUGCGGAGCCGAAUGAAAGUUCUACAUGCUUUAAAUGAAAAUAAUGAGAGAGCUGCUGAAGAGAGAAGAAAAAUGCUAAGAUUGCAAGCUAUUCGAGAAAUAUUAACUACAGAAGUUACUUAUUUGCAACAAUUGGAAACUUUGACAGAAUUUUUUAUACAACCUAUUCUUGAAAAAAAGUUGCUGGAUCAUCCAUUACUUGCUACGCUAGCUGAAAACAUAAAAACAUUAUAUAACGUAAGCGGUGAACUGGUGGCUCAAUUGAAACAUAAUUCUGAUAAUAUAGUUGAAGUGUUCCACAAACUUGCACCAUUCUUCAAGUUAUAUUCUGUUUAUGCUUAUGAUUAUACGCAAAUACUAAAUUUGUUACAGACUAGUGAGGAGAAUAAUGCUGCCUUUAAAAAAUUUAUUUGUGAUCAAGAGACUAGACCGGAAGUAAGCAGGAAAUUAUCUUCGUUGCUAAUUACACCAGUACAAAGAGUACCAAGAUAUCAAUUACUUAUUAAAGAAGUGUUACAACAUACUCCUUAUGAACAUAGAGAGUACAGACAUUUACAAGCGUGUUUGGUUGAAAUUGAGAACUCUGCAAAGCACAUAAAUACCUUAAUUGCGCAAAACGAAGAAACACAAAAAUUAUUAAAUCUUCAGAAAUGUAUUGUUACUUCUAUUAAUCUUGUGAAACCUGGUAGAAUAUUAAUCAAGCAAGGACCAUUGAUGCGUGUUUCGAGACGAGGCAAUUCAGCUUAUAAAAGAUAUUUUGUUCUUUUAAAUGACACUUUAUUGUAUUGUAAAGGCGAACCGGAAACAUCGUUGAUUGUAUCUUGUAUUUUACCAUUAAACAAGUGCAGUCUGACUUGUGUUCUGAGCAAAAAACUGUUUCGUAUAACAUGUUUGCACGAAACGUUCUUAUUGUACUCGGAAAGAAGCGACAGCGACGAAUGGAUACAAGCUAUACAAAGUGCUAUCAAAAAAUAUACUGAAUGCAGACAAACUUUGAGAAAGGAAAGUAGCUCAAGAAAACCACUUAGACAUAAACAUAUUAAUGAAUUUUCAUCAGAUAAUAUACCAAAAAAAUCUAUUAAAAGAAAAAGAUGUAUAAUAGAUGAACAGGUAUUAUUGGACACCUCCAAUAUAAUAUACUUUAAAAAGGAUAAUGAAAUGGACAAGGAUAUUCAAAAUAUAGAUAAUUGUUUACCUCUUUAUAAAAUCAAGAGAUUUAAACGAAAUGAAUAUUCCAAAGCUGACUGUACUUUCCAAGACCUGAAAAAUACGAAACUGAAAUUGUGUAAAAACAGGAAUAAACGAUAUACUUCUAUAUGUGGAUGUUUAAAAAAGUCAAGUAACAGCAAUUGUAAUGAGAUUCUUCCAACAAUAUCAGGUAUACACGGAAAUACAAAAUUAUGUUCGAUUGUGUCGAAUGCCAAAGAACAGACAUCGCCAUUCCAAAUAAUCAGUGAAUUUUUUACAUCUAUUGGUGCAACAAUAAAAGACUUUUUUACUUUCAGAUAACUUCUCUAAAUAUCAAAAAGUCCAGAAAUUGUAAAUCAGUUAUAACAUACUCUGGUCCUUUUAACCGAAUAUUUCGCGUCACCGUCAUUCAUUCAAAAAUGACGAUAACUACGUUCCAAAAUUUAUUACCAGCACUGAAAAUUUAUAGUUAUAGCAGAGAGAAGCCUGAGAGCGGCCACCGCGGCCUUUUUCGUGCGAUCGAAAUGUGGAUGUAGCCAAACGUGGACGUAGAACUACGCAUGAUCUAAUAAGAAAGGUGAACAAACAUCACGUAUGCGCAGUAGUCGACCAAUAAGAAUUGGGUCCAAAUGUUCGAAAGAAGAAGAUUAUUUGCGCGGUGCAUUUGGACUCAAAUUUCAUUGGUUCCGCUUAUCGUGCCGCCAUCGCUAUAUGCGCAAUGGUACACCUUUCUUAUUACAUCAUGGAAUUACGUAUCACAUCCACUUUUCGACCCUGUCAAUAAAAUCGUUUGUUCGGUGUGCGUCCGUGCUACCUGGUUGUGUUUCGUGCUAUGUGAACGAAAUGUCGGUAACAGAGUUAUUGAUUUUUCCUAAUGUGUGCGAGCGAGAAGAUACAAGAGCGAACGAGACAUUUAAUAAGAACGAGCAAAACAGUAAAAGAAGCGAGCGAGAGAUCAAUAAGAACGAAAAGAUAGUAAUAGAAGUGAGCGAGAUGAGAAGAAUAACAGCAUGCUGAAGCCCGAGAAUCGGAUCGAGCUUCUUGCAUAUUGCUAUUCUUAUCUCGUUCGCCUCCCUUACUGUCUUGCUCGCUCGCGUAAUGCAAAUAUAUAUUGUUUUUGAGACUGACCUUUUUUACUUAGAAAAUUUAGAAUAUUAACAAAUUAUUGUUUAAUAUUUUUUAUAUACAC
This is a messenger RNA of Monomorium pharaonis (pharaoh ant), 2683 nucleotides long. RefSeq names its product FYVE, RhoGEF and PH domain-containing protein 2. NCBI's taxonomy places the organism in Eukaryota, Metazoa, Arthropoda, Insecta, Hymenoptera, Formicidae. The record is from RefSeq and is a predicted model, not a curated record. Gene Ontology annotation, cellular component: cytoplasm. Gene Ontology annotation, molecular function: guanyl-nucleotide exchange factor activity. The transcript is spliced from 9 exons. Gene Ontology annotation, biological process: intracellular signal transduction. The coding region runs from base 223 to 1815 and encodes 530 amino acids.